This is a messenger RNA of Vicugna pacos (alpaca), 2609 nucleotides long. The record is from RefSeq and is a predicted model, not a curated record. Lineage: Eukaryota; Metazoa; Chordata; Mammalia; Artiodactyla; Camelidae.
CUCCCGAGGAGAGGGCGGAGGAGAGGAGGAAGAAGGCGGACUCUGGGCCCCAGCCCCAUUCAUUGCCGCGGCCGGCCGGGCGGGGGUCCCGUGUUUUCCGCGUCAUGGAGGCGCUCAUUCCCGUUAUCAACAAGCUCCAGGACGUCUUCAACACGGUGGGCGCCGACAUCAUCCAGCUGCCUCAGAUCGUCGUGGUGGGAACGCAGAGCAGUGGAAAGAGCUCAGUGCUGGAAAGCCUAGUGGGGAGGGACCUGCUCCCCAGAGGCACCGGCAUUGUCACCCGGAGACCACUCAUUCUGCAGCUGGUCCACGUCUCACCCGAAGAUAAACGAAAAACGACAGGAGAAGAAAAUGACCCUGCUACAUGGAAAAACUCAAGACACCUUUCUAAAGGGGUCGAAGCAGAAGAAUGGGGUAAAUUUCUACACACCAAAAAUAAGCUUUACACAGAUUUUGAUGAAAUUCGACAAGAAAUUGAAAAUGAAACAGAAAGGAUUUCAGGAAAUAAUAAGGGAGUUAGCCCUGAACCAAUUCAUCUUAAGAUUUUUUCACCCAACGUCGUCAAUCUGACACUUGUGGAUUUGCCAGGAAUGACCAAGGUGCCUGUAGGUGAUCAACCUAAGGAUAUUGAGCUUCAAAUCAGAGAGCUCAUUCUUCGGUUCAUCAGUAAUCCAAAUUCCAUUAUCCUCGCUGUCACUGCUGCUAACACAGAUAUGGCAACAUCAGAGGCACUGAAAAUUUCAAGAGAGGUGGAUCCAGAUGGUCGCAGAACCCUAGCUGUCAUCACUAAACUUGAUCUCAUGGAUGCGGGUACCGAUGCCAUGGAUGUGUUAAUGGGAAGGGUUAUACCAGUCAAACUUGGAAUAAUUGGAGUAGUUAACAGGAGCCAGCUAGAUAUUAACAAUAAGAAGAGUGUAACUGAUUCAAUCCGUGACGAGUAUGCUUUCCUUCAAAAGAAAUACCCAUCUCUGGCUAAUAGAAAUGGAACAAAGUAUCUUGCUAGAACUUUAAACAGGUUGCUGAUGCACCACAUCAGAGACUGCUUACCAGAGCUGAAAACGAGAAUAAACGUUCUCGCUGCCCAGUAUCAGUCUCUCCUGAACAGCUACGGGGAGCCUGUGGAUGACAAAAGCGCUACCUUACUCCAGCUCAUCACCAAAUUCGCCACGGAAUAUUGUAAUACUAUUGAAGGGACUGCAAAAUAUAUUGAAACUUCAGAGCUAUGCGGCGGUGCUAGAAUAUGUUAUAUUUUCCAUGAGACUUUUGGGCGAACCUUAGAGUCUGUUGAUCCACUAGGUGGCCUUAACACUAUUGACAUUUUGACUGCCAUUAGAAAUGCAACUGGUCCUCGCCCUGCUUUGUUUGUGCCUGAAGUUUCGUUUGAGUUACUGGUCAAACGGCAAAUCAAACGUCUGGAAGAGCCGAGCCUCCGCUGUGUGGAACUGGUUCAUGAGGAAAUGCAAAGGAUCAUUCAGCACUGUAGCAACUACAGCACACAAGUAAUUGAGAAAUGUACCAGGUUUCAGGAGUUGUUGCGUUUCCCUAAACUGCACGAUGCCAUAGUUGAAGUAGUGACUUGUCUUCUUCGUAAACGGUUGCCUGUUACAAAUGAAAUGGUCCAUAACUUAGUGGCAAUUGAACUGGCUUACAUCAACACAAAACAUCCAGACUUUGCUGAUGCUUGUGGGUUAAUGAACAAUAAUAUAGAGGAACAAAGGAGAAACAGGCUAGCAAGAGAAUUGCCUUCAGCUGUAUCACGAGACAAGUCUUCUAAAGUUCCAAGUGCUUUGGCACCUGCCUCCCAGGAGCCCUCCCCUGCUGCUUCUGCUGAGGCUGAUGGCAAGUUAAUUCAGGACAGCAGAAGAGAAACUAAAAAUGUUGCAUCUGGAGGUGGUGGGGUUGGAGAUGGUGUUCAAGAACCAGCCACAGGCAACUGGAGAGGGAUGCUGAAGACUUCAAAGGCUGAAGAGUUACUAGCUGAGGAAAAAUCGAAACCAAUCCCAAUUAUGCCGGCCAGCCCGCAGAAAGGCCACGCCGUGAACUUGCUGGAUGUGCCAGUUCCUGUUGCACGAAAACUGUCUGCCCGUGAACAGCGAGACUGUGAGGUUAUUGAACGACUCAUCAAAUCCUAUUUUCUUAUUGUCAGAAAGAAUAUUCAAGACAGUGUGCCAAAGGCAGUGAUGCAUUUUUUGGUUAAUCAUGUGAAAGACACUCUUCAGAGUGAGUUAGUUGGACAGCUGUAUAAAUCAUCCUUGUUGGAUGAUCUUCUGACGGAGUCUGAGGACAUGGCACAGCGCAGGAAAGAAGCAGCUGAUAUGCUAAAGGCAUUACAAGGAGCCAGUCAAAUUAUUGCUGAAAUCCGAGAGACUCACCUUUGGUAAAGAGAACUAUGUAAUACCAAGACUUGGCUGACUUGCUAGUGACUGCCUACUUGAGUAGAAUUUUAUUUAUGAACUCCUGUGUAUUGCAACGGAAUGGACCUGCUCACGUGAAGACUGGCUAUCCACUGAAAACUGUGCUCUGUAUUGCAGAACAAAUCAUACAUUUAAUCCAAAUAAUAAAUGGCUGUUUCUAAAAUUUCCUGGUAUAUAUAAAAUACAUCAAGUCUA